AUGACCGGCGUCUCUUUCGAGGGAACCACUUCGGAGACUGAACUGACUCUCUGUGAACCGCCAGUCAACUGGCAAGAUCCAUCAACUUCACUCAUCCUCUUCGCGCCUGGUGCCGGGUUUCCACGCCAGCUGUAUUCGAUCCUGUUGACGAGUUUCGUCGCCAAGUCAGGCUACACCGUCGUCGUCUUUGAACAGCCCGGCUACGCCGAGUUUGAAACUUUUCCCAAUAACACCACCGAGGUCGGGCAGGUCAACGUGACGGGUGGGAAUGGUUUGGACGUGCUUGUCCAAGAUGCCAUUCGACGUCGGCAACUUCAGCCACGUACCGUCCUGCCGCCAUGUUCGGCCACAGCGAAGGGGGCGCUGUCACGGCGGCAUCUGUCCUCGCUGAACCGCAUCGUCUGCUCGGAGGAAUCAACCGGAGCAUUUUACGGGGCUCCUCUCCUCGCAGACGCAAGCAUCAAGCAGGCAUUUGCGAUCUUCUCCUCGUCGAUCCAUAAUUUCUCCGUCUCGCCCUCAUGGCCUGUCAUUUGGAGCCACCUGGAGGGGGAUCAAUGGCAGAUCCAGCUGAACAAUAGUGAGCAUGCUACAUAUGGGGAUUUCCCAUUUCUGGCGGAUCUGUGGGGCAUCAGGGAGAAGACGCAUGGACUGGUUGAUGAGCUUGUGGGUGCGAUCCCGGGGCAGGAAGCCAUCGAUGUGAUUGGCAAUUUGACGAAAGCUUUCGUGUUUGGGAAAGAACCUGUUGGAAAUGUGGUCGCCAACGCAAAGGAGGACGAAAAGGUCUGGAGAGUGCAAAACGUGACUGUUUCGUGA
Cladophialophora immunda is the source of this 813-nucleotide messenger RNA. RefSeq lists its product as uncharacterized. The coding region runs from base 1 to 813 and encodes 270 amino acids. The record is from RefSeq and is a predicted model, not a curated record. The transcript is spliced from 2 exons. Lineage: Eukaryota; Fungi; Ascomycota; Eurotiomycetes; Chaetothyriales; Herpotrichiellaceae.